Molecule: messenger RNA, 1209 nt
Organism: Phyllostomus hastatus (greater spear-nosed bat)
Lineage: Eukaryota; Metazoa; Chordata; Mammalia; Chiroptera; Phyllostomidae
Product: cytochrome c1, heme protein, mitochondrial
Exons: 7
Coding region: 33-1010 (325 amino acids)
Biological process (GO): mitochondrial electron transport, ubiquinol to cytochrome c
Molecular function (GO): electron transfer activity; heme binding
Source: RefSeq, a predicted model, not a curated record
CGGGAGCGGCGGCCGCGCUGAAGAGGGCCAAGAUGGCGGCUGCGGCGGCUUCGCUUCGCGGGGCGGUGCUGGGCCCUCGGGCCGCGGGGCUGCCCGGCGCGCGCGCCCGGGGUCUGCUGUGCGGCGCGCGGCCCGGGCAGCUCCCGAUGCGGACGCCUCAGGCAAUGCCCUUGUCGUCGAAGUCUGGCCUGUCCCGGGGCCGGAAAGUGAUGCUGUCAGCGCUGGGCAUGCUGGCGGCGGGGGGUGCAGGCCUGGCUGUGGCUCUGCAUUCUGCCGUGAGUGCCACCGACCUCGAGCUGCACCCUCCCGGCUAUCCGUGGUCCCACCGCGGCCUCCUCUCUUCCCUGGACCACACCAGCAUUCGGAGGGGUUUCCAGGUAUAUAAGCAGGUGUGCUCCUCCUGCCACAGCAUGGACUAUGUGGCCUACCGCCACCUGGUGGGCGUGUGCUACACUGAGGAGGAAGCCAAGGCCCUGGCCGAAGAGGUGGAAGUUCAGGACGGCCCCAAUGAGGAUGGGGAGAUGUUCAUGCGACCAGGGAAGCUGUCUGACUACUUCCCCAAACCGUACCCCAACCCUGAGGCUGCCAGAGCAGCCAACAACGGAGCACUGCCCCCUGACCUCAGCUACAUCGUGCGAGCUAGGCACGGUGGUGAGGACUACGUCUUCUCCCUGCUCACGGGCUACUGCGACCCGCCCACCGGGGUGUCACUACGGGAAGGCCUCUACUUCAACCCCUACUUCCCUGGCCAGGCCAUUGCCAUGGCCCCUCCUAUCUACGACGAGGUCUUGGAGUUUGACGAUGGCACCCCAGCUACCAUGUCCCAGGUAGCCAAGGACGUGUGUACCUUCCUACGCUGGGCAUCUGAGCCAGAGCACGACCAUCGCAAACGCAUGGGGCUCAAGAUGUUGAUGAUGAUGGGCUUGCUGCUACCCCUGAUCUACGCCAUGAAGCGGCACAAGUGGUCAGUCCUGAAGAGCCGGAAGCUGGCUUAUCGGCCACCCAAGUGACCCUGACUAGUGUCUGCUUGCUGUACUGCUUGAAUGGGCCCUCAAGCCAGGAAGCUAGCUGGGGCCCCUUGAGGCCCCAGCUGGCCCUCUUGGCAAAGCCCCUCUUCUUCUGGGACAAGAGGGGAUGGGGCAGGAGACAGGGCUCGAGCUCCUUGUCCUCCAGCCUCUAUCAUGGAAAUAAAUUAAGUUUCUCAGUGGA